AUGACCACGACCAUCACGAGCACCUCCUUCUCCGACCUCCCCCUCCUGAACAGGGGCAAGGUCCGCGAUCUCUAUGCCGUACCAGGUCAUGAUGACCAGCUACUCAUGGUUGUCACAGAUCGAAUAUCUGCUUUCGAUGUCGUUCUGCAUGCUGGUAUCCCGGGCAAGGGACAGCUGCUUACUAGCUUGUCACUCGAAUGGUUUCGAUUGACUGAGCAUAUCAUUCCGAACCACUUGAUUACCGCCGAUGUCGAUUCUAUGCCUGAGUCGAUCAAGAAACAUGCUGAUGUGCUUCGCGGACGUGCGAUUUUGGUCAAGAAAGCGCAAGUUGUACCCAUAGAGGCUAUCGUGAGAGGAUACCUUUCUGGCUCCGCUUGGAAGGAAUAUAAAGUGAAAGGCUCAAUUCAUGGGAUCGAAUUGCCAAAGGGACUCGUAAAGUCAGACAAGCUUCCCCAAGUCCUGUUCACACCUUCCACAAAAGCCGAGAUAGGACAACACGAUAUGAACAUCCACCCCGACGAAGCGGCCAAGCUGAUCGGAGCAGAGCUCUGCGCGCUCAUUUCCGACAAGGCGGUGGAAAUCUACAACUACGCGUCAAAGCACGCCUCUCAGCGUGGGCUCAUCCUCGCUGACACGAAGUUUGAGUUCGGCCUCCUGCCUGAGACGCGUUCAGCACAACCGCUGAAGGAGAGGCUCAUCUUAGUAGAUGAAGUGUUAACCCCGGACUCGUCAAGGUUUUGGGAGGCGAAGUUGUAUCAGCCAGGCCAAGCGCAGACAUCCUUUGAUAAACAAUACCUUCGUGAUUUCCUGUUACAGCGGGAGAAGGAAGGCAUCCCUUACGAAACUCCCGUUCCAGAGAACGUGAUCGAGGGUAUCAGGGCGAAGUACGCAGAGGCGUUACAGCGUCUUACUGGGCCUCCGACAGAGGCAUGAUCGUAGGGCAGGGAACUAGACUAGGAUAAGAAAGAAGCACCGACAGGAAUGUGAAACGCAACGUGAAAAGUGGAAUCGA
This is a messenger RNA of Dacryopinax primogenitus, 1012 nucleotides long. Its product is annotated as phosphoribosylamidoimidazole-succinocarboxamide synthase. The record is from RefSeq and is a predicted model, not a curated record. Gene Ontology annotation, molecular function: phosphoribosylaminoimidazolesuccinocarboxamide synthase activity. Gene Ontology annotation, biological process: 'de novo' IMP biosynthetic process. The transcript has 5 exons. Gene Ontology annotation, cellular component: cytoplasm. NCBI's taxonomy places the organism in Eukaryota, Fungi, Basidiomycota, Dacrymycetes, Dacrymycetales, Dacrymycetaceae. Bases 1 to 933 code for a protein of 310 amino acids.